CCACAUAUCAGCUCGGUAUAGCUACAUCGAUUACCCCAGGUGAGUGAUGGGCCCCAGUCCUUCCCGUCCCCGUCGACCGCCUCACUGCGGUCGCCAAUGAUUUUGUCCUGUUGCAAGGCUUCUGUCCAGUAGCAAAACAACAAACCAAACACGGCUUCCAUCGUCACUUGUUUGCCUCUUCUCCGCACUCCACCCUUUAUUUUGUGACCUGACGCCAACUUACAUAGUUGAUAGCUCAACAACAAGCCCUCUCACAUUUCCACCUGCACGGCCACCGGGAGCUUUGAGCUAUCGAUUACGAACACCUGCACCCCAUUGUUUGCGCGUACCGGUACGUUGGGCCCCUAUUCGAUCCCCUCCAUCUCGUAACCGCGUGCUUGCCAGGAGGAGCGUCUGUCGCUUGUUGGCGGCAAUUCAACAACCCACACCGAACAUCACCAAGCUUACCGUACUGUUUGCCUUCUUCACGCCACCGUACUAAUUGCUGACCAGACCGUGGCUUUCUUUAUCCGUCGACUAUCCAACCACACUUACCUCGUUUCACCUUUCCGAGAUAGAUAAUCAUAAUGGCAGGAGACGACACCAAGCCCGCUGCUGGGAACACAUCCCCUGUCGCGAGGGAGAAGCUUGAUGCCCAGAUCAAGAGUGCCGACAUGUCCGAAGAAUUACAACAGGAGGUCAUUGAAGUCGCCCAGGAGGCCAUGGCCAAGUACUCCGUUGAGAAGGAUAUCGCCCAGCACAUCAAGAGAACAUUUGAUGAAAGAAAGGGACCUACCUGGCACUGCAUCGUAGGCCGCCACUUUGGCAGCUUCGUGACCCACGAAACCAAGCACUUCAUCUACUUCUACCUCGGUCACUGCGCCAUCCUCCUCUUCAAGACCCAGUAG
Podospora bellae-mahoneyi is the source of this 887-nucleotide messenger RNA. It is a transcript of the gene DYN2, whose product is annotated as Dynein light chain. Gene Ontology annotation, cellular component: cytoplasmic dynein complex. The coding region runs from base 567 to 887 and encodes 106 amino acids. The transcript has 7 exons. Gene Ontology annotation, biological process: microtubule-based process. The record is from RefSeq and is a predicted model, not a curated record. Gene Ontology annotation, molecular function: dynein intermediate chain binding. NCBI's taxonomy places the organism in Eukaryota, Fungi, Ascomycota, Sordariomycetes, Sordariales, Podosporaceae.